Aspergillus bombycis is the source of this 1485-nucleotide messenger RNA. Its product is annotated as aminobutyrate aminotransferase. Lineage: Eukaryota; Fungi; Ascomycota; Eurotiomycetes; Eurotiales; Aspergillaceae. The record is from RefSeq and is a predicted model, not a curated record. The transcript is spliced from 4 exons. Gene Ontology annotation, cellular component: cytosol. Bases 1 to 1485 code for a protein of 494 amino acids. Gene Ontology annotation, molecular function: pyridoxal phosphate binding; transaminase activity.
AUGUCCGAUGCAACGCGAGCCCGGAAAGGGUCCAUCUCUCUUCGCCGGUUUUCUCUGACCGUCGGAAGACAUCAGCCGCUGGAGGCAGAGGCAGACAAGGGGCGCGACGGCGAACAAAACCACACACCUAUUCACCCAAAGAGAGGAGAUAAAAGUGCCAUACUUCACUCCAAGCUGGACACCAGACCGCCGACAAUAGUAGGCAGCAAUGGAAACUACCUCAUUGCCGAGGGUGGAAGGGAGAUUCUUGACGCCAGUGGUGGUGCAGCUGUCGCAUGUAUCGGCCACAACAAUUCCCGCGUCAAUAAUGCCAUAAUGCGUCAGUUGCAAAGCUUCAGCUAUAUCUACGCUCCAUUCUUCACCAGUAAGGCAUCGGAAAAACUGGCGACGUUGUUAUCUGAAUCGACACAAAAUCAACUAUCUAAAGCCUUCAUUGUCAGCUCUGGUACCGAAGCGAUCGAGGCUGCGUUGAAGAUGGCACGUCAGUAUUUCCUUGAACUGCCAAACCCGGAACCUUCCAGGACCCGAUUUAUCGCCCGUCGUCAAAGCUAUCAUGGAAACACGCUUGGGUCGCUUUCAGUGGGAGGACAUGCGGGUCGUAGGGCACCUUAUGCACCAAUACUAACUACGAAUGUUUCCCACGUAUCUCCAUGCUAUGCAUACAGAGGAAAGCGAGCGGAAGAAACAGACGAAGACUAUGUUGCGCGACUGGCACAAGAGUUGGAGGAUGAAUUCCAAGCCGUCGGCCCAACUACCGUGUGCGCGUUUGUCGCAGAAACGGUUUCAGGAACAACAUUGGGCUGCGUUCCCCCAGUGCCGGGAUAUCAUCAGGCAAUGAAGAAAGUCUGUGAUCGCCACGGAGCGUUGUUCAUCCUCGACGAAGUGAUGAGCGGCAUGGGCCGUUGCGGCACGCUCCACGCCUGGGAACAAGAAGGCGUUGUGCCCGAUCUCCAGACAGUUGCCAAGGGGUUGGGAGGUGGCUACGCCCCCAUUGGGGCUUUGCUGGUUAACAAGAGGGUCGUCGAGGCUCUUGAGCAAGGCACUGGCGGGUUCAUCCAUAGUCAGACAUAUCAAGGCCACCCAGUUGCAUGCGCAGCGGCCUAUGAAGUCCAAAAUAUCAUUAAGGAGGAGAAUCUGCUACAGAACGUCCGGAGCUUGGGGGAGUAUCUGGGCAGCCGCCUGAAAGAACAACUUAGCGACCACCAACAUAUCGGUGAUAUCCGUGGUCGUGGCUUCUUCUGGGGUAUCGAAUUUGUGAAGGACAAAGAGUCAAAAGAGCCCUUUGAGGCCGAGCAGAAAAUUGCGCCUCUUAUCCACAAGACCGGACUGUCGGAGUACUCAAUUUCAUUUAUCCCUGGCACCGGAGUUGCCGAUGGAAAGAAUGGCGAUAUUAUACAGAUUGCGCCGCCGUACAAUGCUACCAAGGCGGAUAUCGAUUUGAUCGUUGAACGGACAGCGUUGGUAGUGAAACGGGUACUUGGGUGA